This is a messenger RNA of Caenorhabditis elegans, 474 nucleotides long. RefSeq names its product Cysteine-rich transmembrane domain-containing protein (gene ddn-3). The coding region runs from base 86 to 325 and encodes 79 amino acids. Gene Ontology annotation, cellular component: membrane. Lineage: Eukaryota; Metazoa; Nematoda; Chromadorea; Rhabditida; Rhabditidae. The record is from RefSeq and is marked reviewed. The transcript is spliced from 2 exons.
GCAGUGGUUCAGUGAUCUUUGCCAUUUCUUCUAUAAAACUUCAGACUUUUCUGACAAUUUUCAUCCUGAACUCAUUUUUGAAACAAUGGCAGCUCAUCCUGGUGCAUAUCCAAAUAACCCAAAUGUCUUCACAGUUCAACCGCAGCCUUAUGGUCAGCAAGGGCAACAACCAAUUUAUGUAGUUCAACAACAACCGCAACAAAAUAGAGAUCCCGAUGGUUGUUGCGAAAGCUGUAUUGCAUGUUGUGUCUGUUGUCAAUGCUGUGUCAGUUGCUGCUCUCUAUUCACAUGCUGGGCUCAAUUGUGUUGCGCUGUUUGUGACUGAACUGUGCCGUAACUUAGAUUAUGUGAUUUUUAUCUUCAUUCGUACAGCCUGUAGUUCUUAUUGAAAAAACUUACAAGUGUGUGCUUUUCAACAACUUGACUGUGUUCAUUUUGCUGUAUCUAAUUAUAUAAUAAAGUUGUUGAGAACAG